This is a messenger RNA of Sclerotinia sclerotiorum 1980 UF-70, 1773 nucleotides long. RefSeq lists its product as hypothetical. Gene Ontology annotation, molecular function: protein binding. NCBI's taxonomy places the organism in Eukaryota, Fungi, Ascomycota, Leotiomycetes, Helotiales, Sclerotiniaceae. Gene Ontology annotation, cellular component: glucosidase II complex. The transcript is spliced from 4 exons. Gene Ontology annotation, biological process: N-glycan processing. Bases 1 to 1773 code for a protein of 590 amino acids. The record is from RefSeq and is a predicted model, not a curated record.
AUGGUGGCGACAAAGGCAUUGGUGCUUUUAAGCACUUUAUCUACCUCUGUACUUGCGGCAGAAGCUUCGAGACCUAGGGGUGUUGGGCCUGAGUUCGCCAAAUUCUACAAAUCAACUGACAAAUUCACCUGUCUUUCAAACCCCUCCAUUUCAAUCGCGAUCUCCAAAGUAAACGACGAUUACUGCGACUGCCCAGAUGGAAGUGACGAGCCUGGCACAAGCGCGUGUACAUACCUCUCCCAUCUUUCCCCUCCUCAGCCAUUACAAAGCUCGACGGGCUCGAGCCCUCAUAAUACGAGUCUUGCUCUGCCUGGAUAUUAUUGCAAGAACAAGGGCCAUAUACCCGCCUAUGUUCCCUUCACUUAUGUGAAUGAUGGAGUGUGCGAUUAUGAAUUAUGUUGUGAUGGGAGUGAUGAGUGGGAAAAUGUAGGAGGAACAAAAUGCGCAGAUAAAUGUGCAGAAAUUGGAAAGGAGUGGAGAAGAUUAGAUGAUAUUAGGACGAAAGCUCAAAUUAAAGCGAAUAAGAAGAGGGAGGAACUGGUUAAGCAGGCGCAGAGUUUGAGAGCGGGUGUACAGAUGAAGAUUGGAAGGACGGAGCUGGAAAUCGUCGAGUUGGAGAAGAAAGAGGAGGAGCUCAAACGCAAAUAUGAGGAGGUGGAGAGAAGAGAGCGGGGUAAGGUCGUGAAGACUUCGGGAGAGAAGACUAGUAAAGCUUCGAUUUUGGCUGCGAUGGCUAAGGCGAGAGUCGAGGAGUUGAGAGAUGCAUUGAUUGGCGUGCAGGCUAAGAAAUUGGCGUUGCAUAAUAAAGUUAAUGAGCUCGAGGGCAUUUUGUCGAGAUUUAAGGAGGAACGUAAUCCCAAUUUUAAUGAUGAGGGUGUCAAGAGGGCAGUGAAGGCUUGGGAGGAUUAUGCUGCCUCGAAGGAUGCAAGUGAAGAUGAGGACGUGGAAAGUCAGGAUAAAGCGGUCGAAGAGACGGCGAAGCCGGAGAAUGAUGGCAUUGAGUGGGAUGUUUGGGAGAAGGAUGAGGAGGAGAGUGACGUUGAUGCGAUGUAUAAUGAAGGAAUGUCAAGGGUUAUGAGGCGUCGGGAAAAAGGUGGAAGUUUCCAUAUCAAUGUUCUUGUUUACAAAUUCGAAGAAUAUCUUCCACAAUCCAUCCGUGCUUGGGUUCACCAAAAGGUCAUUGAUCUUCGGAUCAUCCUCGUUGAAAACGGAAUUUUGGCAGAUAAUGCCAAUUCUGGCUCCGAGUCCAAGGCUGUUCAAGAUGCGAGAAGUGCUUACCAGACUGUCAGCGAUGAUCUCGGUGUCAAGCAAACCACACUUUCUGAUCUCCAAUCCGACCUUGAGAAAGACUACGGUGUAGAUGAUAUCUUUCGCGCUCUCAAAGGCAUCUGCGUAUCCAAAGAUUCUGGUGAAUACGAUUACGAACUCUGCUGGAUGGACAAGACAUCCCAGAAAUCCAAAAAAGGUGGUGGAAACACUAACAUGGGCAAUUUCGUCCGUUUUGAUACAAUAGAAGUCGAUGAAGAAGUUGAUGCGGAGGGCAAAGGACUUGGUAAAGGCAUCAGGACUACUUUGGUGUAUGAGAAUGGACAACAUUGCUGGAAUGGACCGAAUAGGGCCACGACAGUUGUAUUAGGCUGUGCCGAGAAGGAUGAAAUUUGGAAGGUUGUGGAAAUGGAGAAGUGCAAUUAUAGAAUGGAUGUUGGGACUCCAGCAGUUUGUGAGAGGGUUGUUAAGAAGGGAGCUAAAGAGGAUGCGAAGGAUGAAUUGUAG